Molecule: messenger RNA, 1781 nt
Organism: Ornithodoros turicata
Lineage: Eukaryota; Metazoa; Arthropoda; Arachnida; Ixodida; Argasidae
Gene: Srp54k
Product: signal recognition particle subunit SRP54
Exons: 14
Coding region: 140-1639 (499 amino acids)
Biological process (GO): SRP-dependent cotranslational protein targeting to membrane, translocation; SRP-dependent cotranslational protein targeting to membrane
Cellular component (GO): signal recognition particle, endoplasmic reticulum targeting; cytosol
Molecular function (GO): endoplasmic reticulum signal sequence receptor activity; GTP binding; 7S RNA binding
Source: RefSeq, a predicted model, not a curated record
ACACGUAUGGCGGCGUACCGAGCGGUCCACGCAAUCCUACGGUGUACUGUGUAUUGGUUUAGCGGGGACAGCUGUUGCAGCGUUUUAUAAGGAAGAGUUUCGAAAGGACCGCAUCACAGCCGGAAUAACAGCUACCAAAAUGGUGUUGGCGGACUUAGGUCGGAAAAUAACGAACGCAUUGCGUUCGCUGAGCAAUGCAACCAUCAUCAACAAGGAGGUUCUGGAUUCUAUGUUAAAAGAAAUCUGCACAGCGUUAUUAGAAGCAGACGUCAACAUCCGACUCGUCAAACAGCUCAGAGAAAAUGUCCGGACGGUCAUUGAUAUAGAUGAAAUGGCCGCUGGUUUGAACAAGCGGCGGAUGAUACAGUCUGCUGUCUUCAAAGAGCUUAUUAAGCUCGUAGAUCCAGGCGUAAAAGCUUGGCAGCCAACGAAAGGCAAGAACAACAUAAUCAUGUUUGUGGGCCUUCAGGGAAGCGGAAAGACCACAACAUGUACAAAGUUGGCAUACCACUAUAUGAAGAAAGGCUGGAAAACCUGUCUGGUGUGUGCCGAUACCUUUAGAGCUGGAGCCUUUGACCAGCUCAAACAGAAUGCCACAAAGGCUAGAAUACCCUUCUAUGGAAGUUACACAGAGGUGGACCCCGUGGUCAUAGCUCAGGACGGGGUGGAAAAAUUCAAGAAGGAAGGCUUCGAAAUUAUCAUCGUGGAUACGAGCGGUCGACACAAGCAGGAAGAUUCCCUCUUUGAAGAAAUGUUGCAAGUUGCUAAUGUCACGAGUCCCGACAACAUCAUCUUCGUCAUGGACGCUUCCAUCGGCCAAGCUUGUGAGUCGCAGGCACGAGCGUUCAAAGAAAAAGUCGACGUAGGAGCCGUAAUUGUUACAAAGUUGGACGGUCACGCCAAAGGGGGUGGAGCCCUCAGUGCUGUCGCAGCUACUCAAAGUCCAAUCAUCUUCAUUGGUACUGGAGAACACAUAGAUGAUUUUGAGCCCUUCAAAGUGAAACCUUUCAUAAGCAAGCUGCUUGGCAUGGGAGACAUCGAGGGCCUCAUCGACAAGGUGAAUGAGCUCAAGCUGGACGACAACGAGGAACUCAUUGAGAAGCUGAAGCACGGGGAAUUUACGCUCAGAGACAUGUACGAACAGUUUCAAAACAUCAUGAAGAUGGGACCCUUCAGCCAGAUAAUGGGUAUGAUUCCAGGAUUCAGCAGCGAUUUCAUGACAAAGGGAAAUGAACAGGAGUCUAUGGCGAGGCUAAAGAAACUCAUGACAAUCAUGGACAGUAUGAAUGACAAUGAAUUAGACAGCCGAGAAGGUGCCAAGCUAUUCUCCCGGCAGCCGACCCGUGUCACAAGGGUUGCACGAGGUGCUGGGGUCACCACUAAAGAGGUGCAGGAGUUGCUUUCUCAGUACACCAAGUUUGCAGCCAUGGUGAAGAAAAUGGGGGGCAUCAAAGGACUCUUCAAGGGAGGAGACAUGGCUAAGAAUGUAAAUCAAGUCCAGAUGAACAAGUUGAACCAGCACAUGGCUAAAAUGAUGGACCCGAGGAUCUUGCAACAGAUGGGUGGCUUUUCCGGGCUUCAAAACAUGAUGCGGCAGUUACAAGGAGCUGCGAGUGGCACAAAUCUAAUGGGAAAAUGAAGUUCUAUUGUGGGGGAAGACUCGCUUUUUCUACAGAUACCUCGUCAUCCUUCAGAGAUCAUGAGUCACCAAGAAAGAGAAUGGGGACCAUUAAAGAAAUGACACAAAAAUGUUCAUACAGCAAAAAAGGUUUUAGCGUUGA